Aspergillus piperis CBS 112811 is the source of this 777-nucleotide messenger RNA. RefSeq lists its product as uncharacterized. Lineage: Eukaryota; Fungi; Ascomycota; Eurotiomycetes; Eurotiales; Aspergillaceae. The record is from RefSeq and is a predicted model, not a curated record. The transcript is spliced from 6 exons. Bases 1 to 777 code for a protein of 258 amino acids.
AUGAGGGUCCGUCUCAUUCCAGUCGCCCUAGUGGCUGUUGGCAUAUUCGUUUUGAGCUGGGCCGCGCUAUCUAAAGGCUGGAGAGGCUCCGGUGAAAAUGUGGCAUUCUGUGCGGAUUGCUUGGGCUAUGUCAGAGAUGUCGAUACGAUGUUCCAGAAAAAUACUGGAGCUUGGGCCAACUCGCAGUUCUUUCGUUACGCCCUCGAUAAAUCGUGUCGAGGUCGGGUCCUAAUCACCGGUCGAUGUCUGCAGUAUCGACGCAGGCUUCUUGAGAAGCCUGCGAUUUUCAUGGCGCAACUUGAUAGUCCAUACGAGGCCUACAGCACAUGUCAGGGCAGAAGAAGCGGCAUACAACGCCGACAGAACUUGGAGAUCUGCUAUACAUUAACCGCUUCGGAAUUCAGCUUAAAUCCGAACCAACGAGAUGGGUUCCUGAAGGCUCAAUGGUCUUGGACGAUGAGCGCACCACUAUCAAACGAUAACAAAUAUCUUAUAUGCGUACCUCCACCAGAAAUUCGAAGCCAAAUAUAUGGCUAUAUCUUUGAGCCUGAUAGGGCUGGCAUUUCAUGCUUCAUGUCCCUUCCACGAGCGGGACUUGGCUUCAUAAUUUUUCCGAUUACCACUUCGAUCGCACUUUUCUCGACGCAGAUAGAGGAAGCGCUACUCAUCCUAUGCGGUCGGCAAGUUACCCUACAGGAGAUCGAGAGAGCAAGCGCCAAUGUGUCACGAUACAUGGUCUACCCACAGAGCUACGCGGACCAACAGACAGGACGCUAA